AUGGCACUCAAUUGUGCAAUGCUCAGCCCAGCCCGCGCGCCCAUCCCGCUGCCCAACGAGCUGACAAUCAGGACGGUCGACGGCGGCGUCGAGGUUGCACUGUUCAUCCCUGACGGACCGCCGACGGGGUCGUCGAGUUCAGGAGGGUUGGGAGGUGCGAAGAAACUGAAAGACGUGGGACGGCUGUGGCUCACAGAUCAACGGCUAGUCUUCGUCUCUGAUGGAUCAAGCAAAUCGACAUCGCUCGAAUCGCUCUCAGUCCCGCUCACAACGCUCCUAUCCACCAAGUUCGAGCAGCCGUAUUUUGGCUCAAAUUAUCUGGGGCUCGAGAUCAAACCUGCACCUGAAGGCAGGCUGACGGAAGGCACGAAGGCAGAGAUACGCUUCAAGGAUAAGGGGAUAUUCGAGUUCGUGAGCGUGUUGGAGAAGACGCGCGAACGGGCGGUAUACAUGAAGCGGCAAUCCGCAGACGAGGAAGAGGGCUUGCCGACAUAUACACCUGGAGAUGCGGGGCCCUCGUAUAGCGGGGGAGUACCUGACGAUGCCCCUCCGGGUUAUGACGACUAG
Laetiporus sulphureus 93-53 is the source of this 567-nucleotide messenger RNA. RefSeq lists its product as uncharacterized. Gene Ontology annotation, biological process: positive regulation of DNA-templated transcription. The record is from RefSeq and is a predicted model, not a curated record. The coding region runs from base 1 to 567 and encodes 188 amino acids. Lineage: Eukaryota; Fungi; Basidiomycota; Agaricomycetes; Polyporales; Laetiporaceae. The transcript is spliced from 3 exons. Gene Ontology annotation, cellular component: nucleus. Gene Ontology annotation, molecular function: chromatin DNA binding; transcription coactivator activity.